Phyllostomus hastatus (greater spear-nosed bat) is the source of this 860-nucleotide messenger RNA. It is a transcript of the gene CYSRT1, whose product is annotated as cysteine rich tail 1. The transcript has 2 exons. The record is from RefSeq and is a predicted model, not a curated record. NCBI's taxonomy places the organism in Eukaryota, Metazoa, Chordata, Mammalia, Chiroptera, Phyllostomidae. Bases 119 to 562 code for a protein of 147 amino acids.
CCAUGGCCCCACCCCUCCCGGGGAGGGAAAAGGCUGCUGCCAGUCGCUCUGCUCACAGGCGCUGGGACUUGGCCUGGAGGAGGAGAGCACAGACCACCACUGCUGCUUCAGGCAGGCCAUGGACCCCCACGAGAUGGUCGUCAAGAACCCCUACGCCCACAUCAGCAUCCCCCGGGCCCACCUGCGGCCUGACCUGGAGCGGCAGCUGGAGGGGACUCCCUGCUCCAUGGAGCUGCAGCCUCUGCCCGUGGGCCCCUGCGCCCCGGAGCCCACCCGCCUCCUGCAGCCCAUCGAGGAGGCCCAAGGGCCCAAGGGUGCCAAGGGCGCCAAGGGCGCCAAGGGUGCAAAGGGGACCGCCUUCGUCAAGGGCCAGCAGGCCUGGCCGCAGCCGGGCAACCCCUGCUGCCGUGGGCAGCGCCCUGCAGGACUGACCUACACGGGCCUGCCGCCCAUCGAGCGCGGUGACGACAUCGCCCACCACUGCUGGUGCUGCCCCUGCUGCUCCUGCUGCCACUGCCCUCGGUUCUGCCGCUGCCACAGCUGCUGCUGUGUUGUCUCCUAGCCCGGCCCCUGCAGGGCUGUGGGCCUGCCCAGGACGCCCCCACCUCGCAGGCCCAGAACUCCGUGCAGGCAGCCACAGCUGUGGGGACGUGUGGGGCAGCCACCGGGCCACUGUCACAGGCGUUGGCCACUUCACCCUAGACAGGGGCAUCUGUGUGCCACAGAGGCCAACAGCUCAGCUCAGACGCAUGGAAAAGGGGCCCUGGGUGCUGGCCGUGGCGGCAGCCCAGGAACACCCUUGAGCCCCUCUUGGCCCCUCACUCAGGGCCACGCCUAGGAAAUAAAGCAGAGCGAGCUUU